AUGUCCAGUUUAGAAAUCUUUGGUGCUAAGGGGAGCUCAUUGCUCACUCUCUCAACCAAUUUGAAGCUCUGUAUUGCGACCAGCGCAUUCCAACCAAAAUUAUCCGUUUCCAAUGAUACUCCAUCUGAUGCUUUAUUAAAAGAUAAGAAGUCUGAUUUUGCUUUACACGAAGUCAAUGCCGUGGUUAAAUACUUGGCCAAUGACUUUUCUACUAAUGAAGCUAUCCAAUUUGAAGAAACUCAAUUGUACAAGGCAUUAAAGUCUAACAAGAAGGAAAAACUUACUAGUGCCGUCAGCGGAUCAAUCACUUUCACCAAGGCCGAAUUGACCCCUGCUCAAAUUAUCCUCUUUGCCUCGGUGUAUCCUGUGUUAAAGGACGCCCCAACUGCUUGGUUCACUGAAUUCCAAGCUAUUCCUCAAGUCGUAGCUGGUAUUGCUGCUGCUCUCGCCAUCACUACUUUAGAACGUGAAAAGGAAACCAACACCGGAACCCAACGUGUCGUUGUCGGUCACUUGGUUCGUCCUCAAGAAAAGGCUAUCCAACCUAAGGAAGGUGAACGUAACAUCUUGGUUACUUCUGCUUUACCAUAUGUCAACAAUGUUCCUCAUUUGGGUAAUAUUAUCGGGUCCGUUUUGUCGGCUGAUAUCUACGCUAGAUAUGCCAAAAAUAGAAAUUACAACUGUUUGUAUGUUUGUGGUACUGAUGAAUACGGUACUGCUACUGAAACCAAGGCUUUAGAAGAAAAAGUCACCCCACAACAGUUGUGUGACAAGUAUCAUGCCAUUCACAAGAGUGUUUACGACUGGUUUGAUAUUGGAUUUGAUUAUUUCGGAAGAACAACCACACAAGCACAAACUGACAUUGCUCAGGAUAUCUUUUUAAAAUUACACAAGGGCGGGUUCUUGGAAGAGAAAACCACCGAACAAUUGUACUGUCAAGAACACAAGGCGUUCUUGGCCGAUAGAUUUGUCGAAGGUACCUGUCCAAAAUGUGCUUACGAAGAUGCCAGAGGUGAUCAAUGUGACAAGUGUGGUAACUUGCUUGACCCGCUUGAAUUGAUUAACCCAAGAUGUAAAGUUGAGGGUGCUACCCCAGUAGUCAAGGAAUCCACUCAUAUCUACCUUAAACUUAAUGAAUUGGAAGAACCAUUGGCUAAAUGGGUUGCCCAUUCUGAAGAAAAGGGUCACUGGUCCAAGAACUCCAGAACCAUUACCAACUCAUGGUUAAAACAAGGUCUUGAACCAAGAUGUAUCACCAGAGAUUUGAUUUGGGGUACUCCUGUGCCUUUGGAAGGUUAUGAUGAAAAAGUGUUGUAUGUCUGGUUCGAUGCUUGUAUCGGUUAUGUUUCCAUCACUUCCAAUUACUUCAAGGAAAGAAGUACUCAACAAGACUGGGAAAAGUGGUGGAGAAACCCCGAAAAUGUUGACUUGUAUCAAUUUAUGGGUAAGGACAAUGUUCCAUUCCACACUGUUGUGUUCCCAUCUUCUCAAAUUGGUACUGAAAUUGCUGCCGGUGAUAAAUGGACCAAAUUGCACCAUUUGAACACUACCGAAUACUUGCAAUAUGAAGGUGGUAAGUUCUCCAAGUCGAGAAACAUUGGUGUUUUCGGUAACAACGCUGCUGAUACCGGUGUUCCUGCUUCAGUAUGGAGAUACUACUUGGCCUCCGUUAGACCAGAAUCUUCUGACUCUCAGUUCUCCUGGGAUGAAUUCGUCACCAAGAACAACUCGGAAUUAUUGGCCAACCUUGGUAACUUUGUCAACCGUAUUGUUAAAUUUGCUAUUGCCAAGUACAAUGGUGUUAUUCCUAAAUUCAACACCAGUGCUAUUCCAGAGUAUGAAGCUUUCGAAUCGGAAAUCAACGCUUUGCUCGCGCAAUACAUUGAAACCAUGGAAGCGGUCAAUCUCAGAAAGGGUUUGGAACUCGCCAUGCACAUUUCCUCGCGUGGUAACCAGUUCUUGCAAGAUAAUAAGUUGGAUAACUCGUUGUAUGCCAACCAACCAGACAAGUCUGAUGCCGUGGUUGCCGUUGCUUUGAACUUGGUCUAUCUUGUAAGUGCCAUCAUCUAUCCAUUCAUGCCUGAAACCACCGUCAAGAUCGAUGAAAUCUUGAAUGUUCCUGCGUUGUCCAUUACUGACAAGUUUGAAUUGGUGUUGGAACCAGGUCAUUGUAUUGGUAAGGCACAAUAUUUGUUUACUAGAAUUGAUGAAAAGAAGAUUGAGGAAUGGAGAGGUAAGUAUGGGGGUAAGAAAUAG
Molecule: messenger RNA, 2256 nt
Organism: Spathaspora passalidarum NRRL Y-27907
Lineage: Eukaryota; Fungi; Ascomycota; Pichiomycetes; Serinales; Debaryomycetaceae
Gene: MES1
Product: methionine--tRNA ligase
Exons: 1
Coding region: 1-2256 (751 amino acids)
Biological process (GO): methionyl-tRNA aminoacylation
Cellular component (GO): cytosol; aminoacyl-tRNA synthetase multienzyme complex
Molecular function (GO): methionine-tRNA ligase activity; ATP binding
Source: RefSeq, a predicted model, not a curated record